Nipponia nippon (crested ibis) is the source of this 4797-nucleotide messenger RNA. Lineage: Eukaryota; Metazoa; Chordata; Aves; Pelecaniformes; Threskiornithidae. The record is from RefSeq and is a predicted model, not a curated record.
AUGGGCGUCCCUGGAGCUGCCAUCCCCUCUCCUUCUCCCGCCCGAGGCUUCGCGACCCCUCUCGGCAGGUUUCGUGCCGAUAACUUGAACAAGCUGAAGAACCUGUGCAGCAAAACGAUCGGAGACAAGAUGAAGAAAAAAGAGCCAGUGGGGACAGAUGAGUCCGUGCCAGAGAGCGCGCAGAACCUCGACGAGCUGACGGCCGACGUCCUGGGGGCUCUGCAGGUAUCCCAGAUCAAGCAAGUCCGUCUCCUCAUCGACGAAGCCAUCCUCAAGUGCGACGCCGAGCGCGUGAGGCUGGAAGCAGAACGUUUUGAGAGCCUCCGGGAGAUCGGGAACCUCCUCCACCCCUCGGUGCCCAUCAGCAACGAUGAGGAUGUGGACAACAAGGUGGAGCGAGUCUGGGGCGACUGCGGCUGCAGGAAGAAGUAUUCCCACGUGGACCUGGUGGUGAUGGUGGAUGGUUACGAGGGAGAGAAGGGGGCCGUCGUCGCGGGCAGUCGGGGCUACUUCCUCAAGGGUCCCCUGGUGUUCCUGGAGCAGGCCCUGAUCCAGUACGCCCUGCAGAGCCUCCGCGCCAAGGGCUACACUCCCGUCUACACCCCCUUCUUCAUGCGGAAGGAGGUGAUGCAGGAGGUGGCCCAGCUCAGCCAGUUCGACGAGGAGCUUUACAAGGUGAUCGGCAAAGGCAGCGAGAAGGCCGACGACAGCUCCAUCGACGAGAAGUACCUGAUCGCCACCUCGGAGCAGCCCAUCGCCGCCCUGCACCGCGACGAGUGGCUGAAGCCGGAGGAUUUGCCCAUCAAGUACGCGGGGCUGUCGACCUGCUUCCGUCAGGAGGUGGGCUCGCACGGCCGUGACACCCGCGGCAUCUUCCGCGUCCACCAGUUCGAGAAGAUCGAGCAGUUCGUCUACGCCUCGCCCCACGACAACAAGUCGUGGGAGAUGUUCGAGGAGAUGAUUGCCACGGCGGAGGAUUUCUACCAGUCCCUGGGCAUCCCCUACCACAUCGUCAACAUCGUCUCGGUCCCCGGGGACACCAGGAGCAGCAGGGAUACUGGACACACUGGGGAGACUGGGAACACCGCCAUCCCCACCGACACCAGGAGCACCGGGGAUGCUGGGCACGCUGGGGAGACUGGGAAAGUCCCCAGGGACACCAGGAGCGCCAGGAAAGUCCCCAGGAGCGCCAGGAAAGUCCCCAGGAGCACCAGGGAUACUGGACGUAAUGGGGACACUGGGAAAGUCCCCAGGGCCACCAGUAGCACCGGGGAGACGAUGGGCACCGGGGGUGUUGGGGACUCCCUGACCACGGGGGCUACCAGGAGCCCCGUGACCCGCAGCCACUCCCGCCAGCGCCGCAGCCCCAACACGGCGCCGCAGUUCCAGCCCUCCAGCUACCAGGCCUCGGUGGGGGAGAACCGGCCAGCGGGGACGCCGGUGACGCGGGUGACGGCAGUGGAUCCCGACGAGGGGGAGGCGGGCCGGCUGCGCUACACCAUGGCCGCCCUCUUCGACAGCCGCUCCGACGCCCUCUUCGCCAUGGACCCCGUCACCGGCGCCAUCACCACCGCCACCCCCCUGGACCGCGAGAGCAAGAGCACCCACGUCUUCCGGGUGACGGCGGUGGACCACGGCACGCCCCGGCGCAGCGCCAUGGCCACGUUGACGGUGACGGUGACCGAUGCCAAUGACCACGACCCGGCCUUCGAGCAGCCCGAGUACCGGGAGAGUGUGCGGGAGAACCUGGAGGUGGGCUACGAGGUGCUGACGGUCCGGGCCACCGACGGCGAUGCCGGUCCCAACGCCAACGUCCUCUACCGUCUCCUCAACGCCGGCGGCGCCAACGAGGUCUUCGAGAUCGAUCCCCGCUCGGGCGUCAUCCGCACCCGCGGCCCCGUGGACCGCGAGGCGGUGGAAGCCUUCGAGCUGUUGGUGGAGGCCACGGAUCAGGGCCAGGAGCCGGGACCCCGCAGCGCCACGGCCACCGUCCGCAUCACCGUGGAGGACGACAACGACAACGCGCCGCAGUUCAGCGAGAAGCGUUACGUGGCGCAGGUCCCCGAGGACGUGGCGCCCAACUCGGCCGUGCUGCGGGUGACGGCCACCGACCGCGACAAGGGCAGCAACGCCCUGGUGCACUACAGCAUCGUCAGCGGUAACACCCGCGGCCACUUCUACAUCGACGCGCAGACGGGCGCGCUGGACGUGGUCAGCCCCUUGGACUACGAGGUCAGCAAGGAGUUCACCCUACGGAUCCGGGCACAGGACGGCGGCCGCCCGCCCCUCUCCAACAUCAGCGGCUUGGUCACCGUCCAGGUGUUGGACGUCAACGAUAACGCCCCCAUCUUCGUCAGCACGCCCUUCCAGGCCACUGUGCUGGAGAACGUGCCAGUGGGUUACUCCGUCAUCCACGUUCAAGCCAUCGACGCCGAUUCGGGUGACAACGGCCGACUGGUCUACACCCUCCUGGAGACCGGCGCCGGCUUCCCCUUCGCCAUCAACAACAGCACGGGGUGGAUCGUGGUGGCCUCCGAGCUGGACCGGGAGGCGGUGGACUUCUACAGCUUCGAGGUGGAGGCGCAGGACCAGGGCAACCCCCCCAUGGCCUCCUCGGCCAGCGUCAGCGUCACCGUCCUGGACGUCAACGACAACAGCCCCGAGUUCACGCAACGGGAGUACGGCGCCCGCCUGAACGAGGAUGCGGCGGUGGGUACCAGCGUCCUCACCGUCUCCGCCGUCGACCGCGACGCCAACAGUGUCAUCACCUACCAGAUCUCCAGCGGCAACACCCGCAACCGCUUCUCCAUCACCAGCCAGAGCGGUGGUGGGCUCAUCUCCCUCGCCCUGCCCCUGGACUACAAGCUGGAGCGGCAGUACCUCCUCACCAUCGCCGCCUCCGACGGCACCCGCCAGGACACGGCCCAGGUGGUCAUCAACGUCACCGACGCCAACACCCACCGACCUGUCUUCCAGAGCUCCCACUACACCGUCAAUGUCAACGAGGACCGGCCGGUGGGCACCACGGUGGUGGUCAUCAGCGCCACGGACGAGGACACGGGGGAGAACGCCCGCAUCACCUACCUGAUGGAGGACAGCAUCCCCCAGUUCCGCAUCGCCGCCGAGACGGGGGCCGUCACCACCCAGAUGGAGCUGGACUACGAGGACCAGGUGUCCUACACCCUGGCCAUCACGGCGCGUGACAACGGCAUCCCGCAGAAGUCCGACACCACCUACCUGGAGAUCCUGGUGAGCGACGUCAACGACAACGCGCCCCAGUUCCUCCGCGACUCCUACCAGGGCUCCAUCUACGAGGACGUGCCCGCCUUCACCAGCGUCCUCCAGGUCUCCGCCACUGACCGCGACUCGGGGCUCAACGGCAGGGUCUUCUACACCUUCCAAGGGGGUGACGAUGGUGAUGGAGACUUCAUCAUCGAGUCCACCUCGGGCAUCGUCCGCACCUUGCGCCGCCUCGACCGGGAGAACGUGCCGCUUUACACCCUGCGGGCAUUUGCCGUCGACAAGGGGGUCCCGGCCAAGCGGACACCGGUGGAGAUCCAAGUGACGGUGCUGGACGUCAACGACAACCCGCCCGUCUUCGAGCGGGACGAGUUCGACAUCUUCGUGGAGGAGAACAGCCCCAUUGGGCUGGUGGUGGCCCGGAUCACGGCCACCGACCCCGACGAGGGCACCAACGCCCAAAUCAUGUACCAGAUCGUGGAGGGCAACAUCCCUGAGGUCUUCCAGCUGGAUAUCUUCUCCGGCGAGCUCACCGCCUUGGCCGACCUGGACUACGAGUCCAAGGCGGAGUACGUCAUGGUGGUCCAAGCCACCUCGGCCCCCCUGGUCAGCCGGGCCACCGUCCACAUCCGCCUUCGCGACGUCAACGACAACAGCCCCCAACUCAAGAACUUUGAGAUCCUCUUCAACAACUACAUCACCAACCGCUCGGGCAGCUUCCCCGGGGGGGUCAUCGGCCGCAUCCCGGCCCACGACCCCGACGUCUCCGACAGCCUCACCUACGCCUUCGAGCAAGGGAACGAGCUCAACCUGGUGCUGCUGGACCCCCGCAGCGGGGACCUGCGCCUCAGCCCCGCCCUGGACAACAACCGCCCGCUGGAGGCCGUCAUGAGGGUCUCCGUUUCGGACGGGGUCCACAGCGCGACGGCCCAGUGCACGCUGCGGGUGACGGUGAUCACGGACGAGAUGCUGAGCAACAGCAUCACCCUGCGCUUGGCCGACAUGUCCCAGGAGCGAUUCCUCUCCCCGCUGCUCAGCCGCUUCCUCGAGGGGGUGGCAGCCGUCCUGGCCACCCCCCGCCACCGCGUCGUCCUCUUCAACAUCCAAACGGACACGGACGUGGGGACCGCCCGUAUCCUCAACGUCAGCCUCUCGGUGCUGCUGCCCGCCUCGGGGCACGGCGCCCGCUUCUUCUCCUCCGAGGAGCUGCAGGAGCGGCUCUACCUCAACCGCUCGCUGCUGGCCGCCAUCUCGGCCCAGCGGGUCCUGCCCUUCGACGACAACAUCUGCCUGCGCGAGCCCUGCGAGAACUACAUGCGCUGCGUCUCCGUCCUCCAGUUCGACAGCUCGGCGCCCUUCCUCGCUUCUGACACCAUCCUCUUCCGCCCCAUCCAUCCCGUCACCGGCCUGCGCUGCCGCUGCCCGCCCGGCUUCACCGGCGACUACUGCGAGACGGAGAUCGACCUCUGUUACUCCAGCCCCUGUGGCAGCAACGGGCGGUGCCGGAGCCGCGAGGGUGGCUACACCUGCGAGUGCCACGAGGAUUUCACCGGUUAG